This is a messenger RNA of Lutra lutra (Eurasian river otter), 1039 nucleotides long. It is a transcript of the gene B9D2, whose product is annotated as B9 domain containing 2. The record is from RefSeq and is a predicted model, not a curated record. The transcript has 3 exons. Gene Ontology annotation, biological process: cilium assembly. Lineage: Eukaryota; Metazoa; Chordata; Mammalia; Carnivora; Mustelidae. Gene Ontology annotation, cellular component: MKS complex. The coding region runs from base 16 to 753 and encodes 245 amino acids.
CCGACCACGCCCCAAAUGGCGGAACCACGAGUCCGGCUGGCUGGGAAAGACGCUUUUCCCAAAAUGGAGAGGGGAGAGAAAACGUCCAUCACAUAUUGGCCCCGCCCCCACCAGCCGCUAGGGCCAAUUAGCGGAUGGCAAGGCGGGUGCCAGAUUAGGAGAGGAGGCUGCUGUUUCCCCAGCAACAACCUGGGAGCUCGAAGGCGGGCGCAGCCUCGGAAGGGUCCGCGCCUCGGGUCUCUCGCUGCCAGGAAGAUCCUGGGAGACGCACGAGCCGAGCCUAGGAAGUCGGCGUCCGUGGAGACAGGGACAGGGGCGGCAUGGAAGCUCCUGUCAGGUGUGCGGGAGGGCCAAACGCAGGUGGACACCCCCCAAGUAGGGGACAUGGCCUACUGGUCCCACCCCAUCGACCUGCACUUCGCCACCAAAGGCCUCCAAGGCUGGCCCCGGCUCCAUCUCCAGGUGUGGUCGCAGGACAGCUUCGGCCGCUGUCAGCUUUCAGGCUAUGGCUUUUGCCAUGUGCCCAGCAGUCCAGGCACCCACCAGCUGGACUGCCCCACAUGGCGGCCCCUGGGCAGCUGGCGGGAGCAGCUGGCGCGGGCCUUCGUGGGUGGCGGGCCUCAGCUGCUACACGGGGACACCAUCUACAGCGGGGCUGACCGCUACCGCCUGCACACAGCGGCGGGCGGCAUCGUGCGCCUGGAGCUGGGGCUGCUGCUGCGCCACUUCGACCGCUACGGUGUGGAGUGCUGAUGGUGCCUCCAAGGACAGGCCGGUACCCACACCCCUGCUGACCUGCCCAGGGCCAGGAUGGCCCAGUGCCCAGAAGCGCGGGCUCUGGACACUGUGGGAUCUGACCCCAGCCAACAGCUGGCAUGGCUUCUGUCCUGGUGAGCAGCUCAGGCCCCAUGGCUGCCCCUUCAGGUCCAGUUUCCCCAUCUGUAAAAGGGGGGCAGUAAGCGUGUGGGGUCUCAGGGUGCUGGGUGAAGAAAGGCUGCUUUGCCCAUGGAAGUGCUCAAUAAAGGAGAGCAGUUCUUAA